CUCCUCUCUCUCCUCCCCUCCUCCUCUCCCCCUUCUCUCUCAUCUUUAGCUGUAACGAGUGUUUGAUCGAUCGGAAGCUUUUUUUUUUGGAGACGAGUAACCGUUUCUUUUUUAACGGUUUCUCGGUGGUUCUUCUUCUUGUUGUUGUUGUUGGACUUUCCCGCCCUCUCCGUCUCUCCUCCGCCGCCUGCUCCUCCUCUUCCAGCAGAACCUGCCGUUAGAACCGUGAGGGGAUCAUUCAGCUCCGCGGCGCCAGAUUUUUACCGAGCCCGAACCGACAGCACAAAGUUGAUAAGCUAAGCUAAGCUAAGCUAGCUUAGCCACUUGCUAACUAGCUUGCGGUGCUGGUCGUGCGGGGGGAGCCUUGUUGUUGUUGUUGUUUUUGUUUUUUUGUUGUUGUUUUUUUGCGGGGUGUCGUCGUGACUUCUCGUGGCUGAAUUUCCCAACUGAAACCCGAAGACUUAAUUUCGAGCGGGAAGCCCAACUGUUGUCGACAUUAGCCCGCUGCUACCUGCUAGCUGCUAAUACCCUGCGUAUUUAGCCUGGAAGCCGAUUCAAGGCCUUGGAAGUCCGGCACCACCUUCAGCCGCCACCGCCGCCACCACCACCACCGAUACAGUAUUUUGCAUUGCCGUUGCAGUGAGAGUCGACAGCUUACUUGGUGACACAGAGACUUCUCCCUGAGGAGCCAAGAAGCAGACGGCUCAUGACUUCUGACCAGGACACGAAAGUUGUAGCUGAACCACAGGUGCAGCAAGUACAAGAGGCAAAAGAGAGCUCUCAUUUGGAAUCCGCCAAGGUUUCAGACCUCAACCCCAAUGCGAAAGCAUGGGCCAACCACAUGUUUAGCCUGGACCCCAGCGGGAGUGCUGACACCACAACUGCUGCCCUGCAGCCAUGGAAGGAAGGCUGCGAUAGUUCGGCCGACCCUGGCCCAGAAGGCUAUGAAGCCAGUGAAGACAAGGCUUACAAGGAGCCCCUACUAACCGACCCAGAUGAGCCUCCACCGGUACCAGUAAUGCUGGCCGAGCCGGCCCCCGUGGCCUCCUCCGUCACCCUGGAGUGCUCCGAGCCAGCCUACACAGAGUACCCCGAGCCUGGGCAACCAGGGCGCACAGGCAGUGAUCCCCAGCAAGAGAAUCCCCAGGAGGGCUUGAGGGAGCACCUGAAGAAGACCUUGGAGUUCUGUCUUUCCCGGGAGAAUCUGGCCAGUGACAUGUACCUCAUCUCCCAGAUGGACAGCGACCAAUACGUGCCAAUCGUGACGGUGGCCAACCUGGACCACGUCAAGAAGCUCAGCACUGACAUGGAGCUGAUCGUGGACAUUUUGCGAUCUCUGCCAUUGGUCCAAGUGGACGAGAAGGGGGAGAAGGUGCGACCCAAUCAGAACCGCUGCAUCGUGAUCCUGAGAGAGGUUCCUGAGAGCACGCCCAUAGAGGAGGUCGAGGCUCUUUUUAAAGGGGACAACCUACCCAAGUUCAUCAACUGUGAAUUUGCCUACAACGACAACUGGUUCAUCACCUUUGAAUCAGAAGCAGACGCACAGCAGGCAUAUCAGUAUUUGCGCGAGGAGGUGAAGACCUUCCAAGGGAAGCCCAUUAAGGCGAGGAUAAAGGCGAAGGCAAUCGCUAUCAACACUUUCAUGCCAAAGAACGGUUACCGGCCGGUGGAGGUGAACCCGUACGCUCAGCAGCGCUACACGUCCUACUACAUCCCGCCGGUUUACAGCCCCCAGCAGCAGUUCCCCUUAUACAGCCUCAUCACGCCGCAGGCCUGGUCCGCCACACACAGCUUCAUCGACCCCACACUGCUGCUGAAUCGGUUUUCUGUCAACCAGGUUGCACCGUUUCACAACAACCAGUUCAUCAAUGGAUUCACCACAUCACACAGUUUCAAACCAGCGACGUCCCCCCUCACUACUGUCAGACACUACUCGCCCAGGAACAGGAAUCACAGUAAACCUCACUUGAGGCCGACCAUCCCCACAGCGGACCGCAACGCCGGGCUCCUGGACAACCCGGGCCUCUUUCCCAGCUUCCCCAGCGAGAGACUCAACGGGGUUCGCAGCAGUCCGCCGACACGGCUCCCCACCAGCCAGCCCAGAACCAGGUUACCCUCCACCUCCGCCUUCCCGCGCAGGGACACAGUGGGCACGGGGCGAGUAACCGAGCCCACAACCACAGACUACUCUCUGGGUAUCGGCAGAGGAAGGAAAAAUGUUUCUGCUUCUAGGAAAAAGAGGGACGAAAAGUUUACAAGAGUGACGCCUCAGUCGCCGCCUCCUCCUCCCAAACCCCCGUCUCCAAGCUUCGAGCUCGGUCUCUCCAGCUUCCCUCCCCUUCCCGGAGCGGCCGGCCAGCUCAAGACGGAUGACGUGUUCGACAACCGACUGGCCAGCAGCGUAGUCGUCGGAACUGCGAAGGAACGGAAUGUAAGUGCUGAGUCCAGUACCGGAGGAGCUCUCUCUCCAGCGGGCCCCAAAGAGCCACUUCGGUCCUCCACCUCCCCAAUGCCCACAAGCUUCCAGCCCUCGCCGACCACCCCGACCCCAGCCUCCGCCUCAGCCCCGACCCUGACCCCAGCCGCCGGCCCGCUGCACAGUCCCGCUCCAUCCCUCCCAGCAGCAGCGGAGGUGAAGGCGACAGAGUUGAAGCCGAAGGAGGUGCAGUUGUCUGUGGAGCGAGUUCCCGGCACUUUGUCCACUGCGAGCAAAUCAGUGCAAGUCAACGGAGCUGCCACGGAGCUGAGGAAACCCUCCUACGCUGAGAUCUGCCAGCGGGUGAAGGACGCCCCGACAUUACAGCAACCACCGACCCCCAAGGAAGCCAAGCCAGCCUGCGCUGCCCCUGCGGGCGAGGAGAGGAAGUGCCCUGACGCCUCCAUCCCGGCAGGGGAGGCCAAGGCCAGAGAGACAUACCCCUCCUCCUCCUCCUCUUCCUCCUCCAAACCCGGCUCGGCCACCCCGGGCAGACCCCCGAGGGACGGCCGAAGGCCGGCCGGGCGGUGGGCCUCCCCGCCCCCCCCACACCCAGGGAAAAACCCCAGCAAAGAUCCCCACCACACCCCGCCCAAGUCCCCGCAGUAGGGCGACGCUCCCUGCCCUCCUCCUCUCCCUGUGUCCUCCAGCCUCGCCCCACUACGCUCCACAGAAGCGUUUAAAAAAAAAAAUUAAAUAAAAGGAAAUAUAAGUCAGGGCUACUCAAUACUUAUAUCCCAGAAUCACCAGUCACAAACAAGCAUAGAGGACGCCUUCUUUUCUGGAUCAGGGCUUGCAGACAAAAAGCACUUUACUGUGCAUGUAGAGCACCGUUUCAUUCGUUUUAUUCUAUUUAUUUUUACUUUUUUGUUUUAAUAUUCACUUUUUUUCUCCUUUUGCAUUACGUAGUAGUGUCGGCCCGUACGUCGACGCAGACAACACUGAAAUUUAUUCAUUCUGUCCAAAAAUGGCCUUGUGGGAUUUAAAAAAAACAAAAAUUAAGUCUUGUGUGUGAAGCAGCAAAGGGGCAUUGUUGGAAACCAACCCCACCCACCCCCCAGUGGAUGAUGGGAAAGGGUUUGUUUGCAUGUUGAGUGGCACCGUUGUGCAACUUUAUGUAGCUUAAUUAUGGGUCAUCAGAUAUGUGUUUAAAAAAAACAAAACAUUCACAUCCAUAUGCAAGGCAUCGAAAUCUCAUCGCAGCAAGACUCCAGAGAUCUUUUGGUUUUGCAGAUUUAUUUACACUAGAUUACUUUUCAGCUUUGUUUGUCGACUGUUGUUAAAGUUACUGCUGGUAAGCGUCGCUGGGCGUCUCCUCCACCUCCUCCUUCCUCUGAUCACCUCCCUCUGCUGUUUUGUUGUUUGUUUGUUUGUUUUUACUUUUUGCUGGCUAUAUAUCGCAUAGCUUGUGUCUACCGGCUGAUGUGAGAUCAGUGCCAGCAUCAGACAAAGAAGGGCACGCGGGGGACACCAAAACUUUGCACAGAGACAAAUUCGGCAUCGAGGUCGCCUGACGUCGGCCAAAUAAUUUGGGUUAUGGUGUUGGAGUUUCUCGUUUAAUGAGUCCGUUUUCUUGGCAUUGUAUUUUUGCUGUCCUCUCUUCUCAUGUCCUUAAAAAAAAAAACUGUGGAAUAAUAAUCAGCAGGCACAUGAUAUCGCAGGAAGAAGCACGGCGAUGGAGCUGACGGGCUGACGAAUCCAGUCUUGACGGUAUAAAAUGCCGGAGUUGGGGAAAACACUGGUGAGCCGAGAUUAUGACUGUGAGGAAAUUAACACUAGCUACCACUCAAGAUGCUCGGGAAAACCCACGUCGGUUUACCACCGUGAGAGGUCAACAGACUGUCAUAAGGAGGAGGUGCAUUUGUUCUGAAUAUCUGCUGAGAAAACUCCUCAGGGGACGAAAAUGCACAGAGUUCAGAGUUGAGCGUGUAGUUUGGGUACAGAGACGGUGUUUUCUCGUUCAAACCGGUCAAUCAGUGGUACGUUUUCUUGUUCGUUCUUCUAGAUUAUGGUGCUAGACGUCAAACCCUGGAAUCUCUCGCUGCGGGCUCACCUGAUACUGUAUGUAGAAAAAAAAAAUAGAUUUUAAAUCUACACAACUUUAUUUGCACUGUUAGUGUUUUCGUGAAACUCAAGAGGGCAAACCUGAAGCAAAAAAAAAAGGGAAAAAAAUGCAAAUUCAGUACAAGUUUUCCACCCUGCAAACAUCAUCAUCAUCUCUGUAGACGCCACCGCCGAAGCUUCUUGUUUUUGUUGAACACACUGUAGUGAAGGAUGGACGUUCACAGUCGUCCGGCUUGUUAUAUUUUCGAUGGCUCGUCGUGGAUAUUAAUUUUUGUUUAGUUCUGAAGGAGGUGGUGCUCUUGCGUAGGCGUGCGGUGGUUUGGAUUUUGGCCUCUUGUUCUCGCAUCAGGAGGAUUUUGAUUGAACUAGUGCUUGUAUACGAGUAUGGAAAGUGAGACGAUUGUUGUACAGAAUAUUUUACUAAAACUAAACCGAUGAAGGUUGAAAGACGAGUAAGGUUUGUUUGUUUUGUUUUUUUCCGUGUUUUUCGGGAAUGUAGUUCGCCACGUUGGAGUGUGGAAGAGAUUUGGUUGGGAGUCCCGUCGGGAGCGCACGUGAACAAUGUUGAACCAAACAUCCUUUUAAAAAAAAUUUAACAAAGCGUUAACGGGCAGGUUUACAGCAGGAUCGCGAUCAGGAGAGUCUGAAACUGUCGUGUAAAAUCGAUCCUCAGGGUGAAGACGUUCAUCUUUCCUCACGUUGUUUUUUGUAGGCAUGCUCCCUCAUUGGUUUCUUCUAAAAAGAAAAAAGAAAAUGAAGAAAAAGAUUGACCAGAGCACACGGCACGUCUUUCUGCUUCAUUAUCAUGUUUUUAGGGAUAAAUUACACCUGACAGGAGUUCGAUGUAAAGCACAGAGUCAAAAAAAACAUCCUGACACGGAUUAGCGCCCACACAAAUUCAGGUGUAAUGAGACAUAAUCGAGCGGCAUUUUGCGACAUGAAUCCUUCGUCAGAUUGAAGUACCGAGAAUUUAGACGCAGGGAGGAAACCUGUUGAUCAGACUUUUGUUUAUUUGAGCUCUCGGGUUGGGAGCUCUGUCUACUGUAGCAGCCACUUUGGCAGAUAACCAGCCGAGUCUUGGAUGUUUUACUGUAUUCUAAAAGAUGUAAGCGACUUGUGUCGCCGAGUUUUGUUGGAUAAAACCGUCAAAAGUUUGUUUUCUGGGACCGAACAGACUUUGAGUUUCCCUCCCUGCUCAUCAUCGGCCGUAUGCUCGGGUUAAUCUUUUUUUGUCACCUCAGAUACAAAACACACCUUUAUAUUAAAUGAACCCCUCUGUACCAUACACAAACCUACACCACGUGGGACCUCGCAUGUCUCGCCAAUGUCUUCCUGCAACAAGAAGCAUUCUGCGUAAUCCCACUAAGAGAAAACCGGAUCUGGAGAAGGGAAAGCUUCAUUUAACAAAAAAAACUAAACAAAAGCCUGUACUCCUGCUCAUAGCUGCUUUUGAUUUGGACGCUAAAUCUUGAGUUUGUUAAAGAAAAUAUUUUUUUGAAGGACUGAGAUGCACUUGGAUGGGUCUGAUUAUUAUUUUUUUUCUCAUUGGUGGAAAUGGUAAAAGAGAAAAUGCACCAUAUCCACGUAUUUAUAAACCAAUGCUGUUUAUUCCAUGAGAAAUAUUGUUUCUUUUCUUUUUUUUAUUAUUUUAGGGAGAAGAAGAAAAAAAAGAUGCAUCGAGGUCUCUACGUAUACGCAAAAUGUAAAAAAAAAAAAAAAAAAAAAAUUCCAUCCAGUGUUUGAGAAACUUGAAUUUUAUUUAAACUUGAAAAAUGACUUUGCCUUAACUUUUAUACAAGACAAGCAUAGUUUAUUUCUUUUCAGAAAAAAAGAAAAAUAUCCCCGAAAAGUUAACGAAGCGUGACACGUGGAAAAUAUUUAGUCGUACCGGACGUCACAAGUCUUACCGGAGAGACGGAGCGAGUUCAAAUCUAGCAGCGUUUUUCUUUCUUUAUCCCUUUUUGUUUUUUCUUUUUUUUUUUUUUAACUGUACGAAAAAUAAUCAUUUUGAUUGUUUUUGUUUCUUGUUUAAUAGUUUUCAGGUUUUUUUCUUUUUUGUUUUUUUUUGGGGGAAAAAUAUAAACCUUGUAAAAUGCAAAACUAGUCAAUACUGUAUUAAAUUUGUGCACUUUGAAGUGUGUGCUUUGCUUGUACAGUUGUAAAUACUCAGAAAAAUAUAAGAGGUACCUUAAAAUGAUUAUAAAAAAAUAUAUUGAUCUUGUUGAACUAUUAAUGUUGCUAUCGAGCUGGAUGUAGGAUAUAAAAAAAACAAACAAAAAAACUUAAUGUCGUGCUUUUGGAAAUAUUUCUUUAACUUUUUUUUUUUAAUUAUUAUUUUUAUUUUAUUUUAUUUUUUUGGGGUGUGCGGAGUUUGAAUUCUGCUCCACUCUGCAGCGUGUCUGAUUGUAAAUUUUUGUUUGUUUUUGUUGUCUUUCAUUCCAUUUUCCAUACCUGUGUGGUUGGUUGGUUGCACCUGGGUGUGUACAGGUGCGUCCUUAAACCCCGCCCCCUCUCUUCCUCACUGUGCACUAAUUGGGGAAAAAAAAAAGCCUGUGGUACUGACAAGCAUCUUAUUAACGAACCUCACAAAGCUGCGUGUCCACCGACAUCCUCUUUAAAAGCUCUGGCUUCGAUUUUAUUUUACUGUUAAACUGGAAAUGUUUAUUUUUCCAGAUAGUUUUGCUUUUUUCUUAUUUUUGCAGCAAAGUUUAAAAGCUGACGCUGUUUAGCAAAAACAAAAACAAAAAAGCACUACAUGGCUGAUUUUUAGUCAUCACUGUGCAACAGCAGCAGCCACUGAUGCAAGGUAUUUUUUGACGUCUUUAAAUAUUACUGUUAUAAUACCAAGAAAAUGAAUAGAUGUAACUUAAAAGCUACAGUAAAGAGUAUUAAUGUAAUAAUUUCAGGGGGGAAAGUAGCCUCGUGUAGACCGUGACACUAAUACUCGAUAUAUACCGUGAUGAUUAUGACAUGUUCAUACAUAUGCAACUCAACAGUAUAUAAUCAAACUGCAUUGUGUCCACAUGAGGUGGACAGCAUGACUAGACAAUAUGUAAUGUUAAAUAAUAUUAGUAAUAGGACAAUAGAGAGCUGAAGUUCUGCCUCUUUGAGAAAAACCUCGGCGCGAUGAUGUAUUUCGUCAUCGAGGGUUUCUUUCAUCGGUUGUGCUGAAACGUAAUUAGUUUUUCUGUCCAUGUUCACGGAUACAUGAGAAUAUUUUACUGGACUGGGUGAACACUGAAGGAGUAGUUAAGGGGGAACCGUUAGCCUAGUGCUGUCACAUUUUAAAAAACCCAUCGACCAACACAUGAGCUCGUAUCUUGUCUGCUUAAAACACAAAAAAUCAAAAUGAUAAUUGGUGUUUUUCUUUUGAUAUACUGACGUCUUUGUGAAGCUGCACCUGGCUGUUCACCAAGAAAUAGUUCCACCACAUAACUCUAAAAUCACAAAUUGUUUAUGUUACAUUAACUAAUGACAAGAUACAUGUUUGUUGUUUAGCUUUAGAGGCGCUGGUAAAUAUCUAUCUUUGGGCGGAGCCAGGCCAGCGGUUUCUACCAGUUCCCAGUCUUUAUGCUAAGCUAACCACAUCCAGCUGUGCACAGGAGUGGUGUCGAACUUCACGUCUAACUCCGUCUUAAUACAAGACAAAACUCUAAUUCUGUUGCCAUACAACAGCUAGAUGUAGGGUUGAUUUGUCUUGUAAGUUUUGGCAGUUUUUGAUACGACACAGUUCGGUUGGUACUAAAAAGGUUCGAUUCCCAUCCCUAAUCGUGAACUUUGAUAGUGUAUUUAUGGCUGAGACUUAUGGGAGAUGUAGUUGUUGAGUGCUAGUAAAUUUUGAGUUUGUCUUGAUUGAAACGCGUUGGCUAUCUAAAUUGCGUUGAUGUUUAAUCAGUGUUGGGAUUCUCUCUCCUCUAGUUUGUGUUGAUUGAGUCUCCUUUUAUUUUUUCGGAAACACUUUUAUGGUGUUCAGGAUUUGUUUCUUUUAUGGACAGAAAACCACCGAAACUCGUUUUACAAACCGAUAAAAGAAAAACCUCUUUGACAAAAUCCAACUGAAAGCCAAGAGGCAGAAAAUCGGGCAGGACUUCUCUCUGUAUUGCUGCAACGUAUCGGCACGCUGGUGUCGGUGUGACCUUGCCUUUUUCGAUAUAAGCUGCACCUCCUCGAGCCUCCAGCUUUAAAAAGAGCGAUGCCCGAUGGACACGUGCAGGUUUUGUCUUCAUACACGCCGCGCUUUGAGGCGAUCUGACGCGUGACUCCGAUGGACGAUAUCAAAGCCGGAGCACAGCGAAGCUUGUACAGCACACGGCACUCGUGGUGGGAGAUUAUCGGGCAAGAUUUUGGCGCCACUGUUUCUUUAAGACGCUUUUUUGUUUGUUUGGGGAAAUAAAGUGAAAUGUUGUGUCUGUCGUUGUGAGGUAAAAGUUCUCCCACCCGAGUGUCGACGAGACUAAACUCAGCCAAAAAUUGUUGAAAUCUGCUCAGUGUUGUUGUCUUUAACCCUUAUUUUCCUUCUGAUUUAUCUGUUAAAGGUUUCUUGUCCAUGUUCUUCAGCUUUCAUGACUUCCUCUCCUGAGAAAUAAAUGUACAAAUACUUUUCUUUCUUUUUUUUUGUUUUUGUUUUUGGGGGGAGUGUGGGAGAAAAGCUUCGGCUCAACUGGAAUGACAGUUCAGUUUAUUUGUUGUUUUAUUUGUACGUGUGUUUCAGAGUUUUCUGGCACAUAAAGUACAUUAACAUGCGCAGAUUGAGGUGUCUGUUUAAAACCAUUUGAUCACAUGUGGACUGCAUUUUUGAUGUGGCAAAGAAAACCAAUAACUGUGCCAUUAUACAACUGUUGUUCUUUUGUCUCGACUGGGCAGUUUAACCUGUACAUAGCUGAGCGCUUGCCAUCUCGGGCUUUUUUUUGUUUCUUUUCUUCUUCUUUUUUAAAGUUUUCGUGUUUUAUUUUAAGAUGUGAUUUUCUUGUUACUGAAAGUCCAUCAAAGACUUCUCACAAUGUGACACCACUGACUGUAGGAGCGGUUCCCGUGCGUUGUAACUUUUGCGGUCGAUCCGUCGCCGUCGAGGUCGAGGCAUGUUUUGACCUCCAGAACUUUUUGAGACAUGAACACAGACGCUGAUUACAAACUUUGGGCAUCCCUGAACUGUGAAUGUGUGCAUGUGUGGAAUAAAAUAAAAUGUACCACCCAGAAACCCGACAGCGAUACGGUGACUCUGAAGUGCGACUGGAUGGUACCACUUUUUUUUUUUCCCCCCCCGAAGGGAUCUCUCAUUUUCGGCGGCGAAGACGGCCGCAAAGUUCUGCACGCCUUCUCCUGUAUCGCCGGCAUUAACGCAAAAAGGAGGAGCGCCUCCUUUUCUCAUGGACUUCUACACGGAGCGUCACACCUCAUAUCAGCCUGUCGGACGCCUCAGCUCUCAGUCGCCUCCUUCCUGUUUGUUCGCCCUGAUUUUUGACAGUGCCAUUGUUCGUUUGUUUGUUUUCCUCGAGGGUUGCAUCUUGUCGUAAAAAUUGAACGGCCCCCAUCCUCGUUCUCCUUGUGUUCCUUUUUUUUAUUUUAUUUUCAAAGAUAUAAUAACGAAUGCACACCAACUGACUGGAACAAGACUCGAUCUCUUUAUCAACUCACUGUGGUUUAACUUCAUUAACACUCUCACCAUGCUACGCUAACAGCUGUGGACAAUCGAUGACUCCAUCGCGUUGUUGGGGUUUGGACAGAUAAUUUUGCCUAACGACACCUUUAACAGAUGUGGAAUGGAGGUUGCGUUCAAGAGGGCUUCUUUUUUUUUUGUUGUUUGUUUUUGGGGGGGGUCUAUUCUUCCAUUGAGACUGGAAUCAAGCGUACAUGUCAGCUAUAGAUAAUUUAAGUUACUCUGUGUCAUGAUGUAAAACUGUCUAAUUUGGAGAAAAAAAAUGUAGCUUACUGAAAAAUAAAGAUUUAGGCACUGUUGAGGA
Molecule: messenger RNA, 10500 nt
Organism: Larimichthys crocea (large yellow croaker)
Lineage: Eukaryota; Metazoa; Chordata; Actinopteri; Sciaenidae
Product: La ribonucleoprotein 4B
Exons: 17
Coding region: 707-3085 (792 amino acids)
Biological process (GO): positive regulation of translation
Cellular component (GO): cytoplasmic stress granule; cytosol
Molecular function (GO): mRNA 3'-UTR binding
Source: RefSeq, a predicted model, not a curated record